AUGGAUGGUGAUUACCUGUGGGCCACCAUACGGAUAGAAAAAGGUGUCAAAAAGCCACAGCCACAGAUGCUAAAGACUCCUGCUGCUAAUGGUAUCAUUGAAAGAGAUGAAACGCCUAUGGAGAAAGAAAUUGCACGUCUGCAUCGAGUGAACUUUGAAUUCUCUGACAUAUUCUACUUCUGCAGAAAAGGGUUCGAGGCUAUUGUGGAAGAUGAAGUCACCCAGAGGUUUUCCUCUGAAGAGCUGGUGUCCUGGAAUCUCCUCACAAGGACUAAUGUCAACUUCCACUACAUCAGCCUGAGGCUGAGCAUCGUGUGGGGCAUCGGGGUUAUAGUGCGGUACUGCUUCCUCCUGCCUCUGCGCUUUACUCUUGCUGCCAUUGGGAUUACCUCAAUGAUUGUGGGGACAACAAUGGUAGGACAGCUGCCAAACAGCAGUGUGAAAAACUAUCUGAGUGAAGUGGUCCACCUCACAUGCUCCCGCAUCCUUGUCAGAGCUCUGUCUGGUACUAUCCACUACCAUAACAAGGAAAACAAACCUCAGAAAGGAGGAAUCUGUGUUGCCAACCACACAUCACCAAUAGAUGCAAUCAUUUUGACCAACGAUGGAUGCUAUGCAAUGGUUGGCCAGGUUCACGGUGGACUAAUGGGAGUUAUUCAGAGAGCUGCAGUCAAGGCCUGUCCUCACGUCUGGUUUGAACGCUCGGAAAUGAAAGAUCGCCUUCUAGUGACCAAAAGACUCAGGGAACAUGUGGCGGAUAAAAGCAAGCUCCCGAUCUUAAUUUUUCCAGAAGGCACCUGCAUCAACAAUACAUCUGUGAUGAUGUUCAAGAAGGGGAGCUUUGAAAUAGGAGGGACAAUCUAUCCUGUUGCGAUCAAAUAUGAUCCUCAGUUUGGAGAUGCCUUCUGGAACAGCAGCAAAUACAACAUUGUGAGCUAUCUGCUGCGAAUAAUGACCAGCUGGGCCAUUGUCUGCAACGUCUGGUAUAUGCCACCAAUGGUUAGAAAGGAAGGCGAAGAUGCAGUUCAGUUUGCCAACAGAGUGAGGUCAGCCAUUGCUCGCCAAGGAGGACUGACUGAACUUCCCUGGGAUGGAGGUCUGAAACGAGCAAAAGUCAAAGAUACUUUCAAAGAAGAACAGCAGAAAAACUACAGCAAGAUGCUAGUAAGAAAUGGAUCAAUAGGAAGUCUGUCUACAGGAACAGAGUCAGACUAAGGGGUGGUUCUUGAAAAAUAAUUUUGCACAACCAGCCUUAGCAGGAAUAAUGUUUUGUAAUUUAAAAAAACCCCAAACACAAAAACUGGAGCAGCAAAACCCCUCCUCGUGUGUAUGUGUAUUCUGUGUGUGGCUGGUGCAGAGCCUGCCAAGGGCAGGGUCUCUGUAUCACCUUUCCUCUUCGCUCUUCUUGCUCCAUGCCCCCUCCCCACCUGUGUGUGGUGGUGCACGGCAGCUCCUGGUAUUCUCUAGCUGAGUGUGUGGAGGGACAGAAGGCCAAAAGCACCAGAAGCUUGUCAGGAUGGAGUACACUGAACAGAUGCUGUCAGGACACUGCUUGUCAAGAUACCUCUCAUUUAUGGUACUCAGAAGCUUUAAACAUAACAAAAUUUUGUCUUUUUUUCCUGUUGCUCAGAGACUUUAAGUUGUAGAUGAUUUAACAUGUUUUAGGGUGUUGUCAGAGCUGUAAGGUUGUCUCUCUAGGUUAACUUGCACCUGGAUGUGCGAGGGGGCAAUGGAAGCAAGGGCCACAGAGCCUUGAGGAUGGGCAAGGAGCUGCCCUGCCAAAAGCACAGUUCAUGGACCAUGAGGAAUGUGGUGGCCUUAUAACAUGGUAUUGCCUUUAUUGAGAACUGGUGCCUGAGGGAAGAUGAGGGGCAAGUCCUCAAUCUCCCUGUCCACUGCUACUCUCAAGAUGACUUGCCUGAGAUCUGGAGCUGUAAAGGUAAGAUACAGUGAGCAGCUGAAUAAUGUAGCUGUGAUAGGUGGAUUUUUAUGAAGUGGAAGACCACCCUUCUGCAAAAAUCACUGCUAAUGGCUUAAAGAUCUCAAGAGAGCCACUCCAGAAACACACUUUGUGUUGGUCUGGGCUAGCAAUAGCCAUAAACCUAGGAUCCCUCAGUCACCUGUGAUACAAGAUGUGGCAUGUUCAAAUCUGCAAUAUAUUGCUGUCUGAAUAUAAAGAAAAAUAAAUUCUAUAUUUCUAAUGGGU
Messenger RNA from Athene cunicularia (burrowing owl), 2206 nucleotides. Its product is annotated as glycerol-3-phosphate acyltransferase 3. The record is from RefSeq and is a predicted model, not a curated record. The transcript is spliced from 12 exons. Gene Ontology annotation, biological process: triglyceride biosynthetic process. Lineage: Eukaryota; Metazoa; Chordata; Aves; Strigiformes; Strigidae. Gene Ontology annotation, cellular component: endoplasmic reticulum. Gene Ontology annotation, molecular function: glycerol-3-phosphate O-acyltransferase activity. Bases 1 to 1215 code for a protein of 404 amino acids.